GGCAUCAGAGACACACACACACACACAUAUAUAUCGCUUCUUCGACUUGUAGUUGGAACUCCUCCUUUCGAUCACAUAGAAGAGGGCAAGAGAUGCUUCAGUGCAUAUUUCUUCUGUCCGAUUCCGGAGAGGUCAUGCUGGAGAAACAACUUACUGGGCACCGCGUAGAUCGAUCUAUAUGUGCCUGGUUCUGGGAGCGCGUUUCGCAAGGUGAUUCCUUCAAGCAACUACCAGUGAUUGCAUCGCCGACGCAUUAUCUAUUCCAAGUUUUCCGGGAGGGAAUUACGUUUUUGGCGUGCACCCAAGUUGAAAUGCCACCAUUGAUGGGAAUUGAGUUCCUUUGUAGGGUAGCUGAUGUCCUCAAUGAUUAUCUUGGAGGGUUGAACGAAGACCUGAUAAAAGACAACUUCGUUAUUGUAUAUGAGCUGCUAGAUGAGAUGAUAGACAAUGGCUUCCCGCUAACUACUGAACCAAAUAUCCUUCAAGAAAUGAUAGCUCCCCCAAAUAUUGUUAGUAAAAUGUUGAGCGUUGUGACUGGCAGCAGUUCAAAUGUGAGCGACACCCUUCCAGGUGCAACGGCAUCUUGUGUUCCCUGGAGAACAGCUGACCCGAAGUAUGCAAAUAAUGAAGUUUAUGUAGAUCUUGUUGAGGAAAUGGAUGCUAUAAUAAGCAGGGAUGGUGCUCUGGUGAAAUGUGAGAUUAAUGGCGAAGUUCAAGUGAAUUCCCAUAUCACUGGUACACCUGAUUUGACUCUUUCAUUUGCAAAUCCUUCUAUUCUAGAUGAUGUGAGGUUCCAUCGAUGUGUUCGUUUUCGGCCUUGGGAGUCUCAUCAAAUUCUCUCAUUUGUGCCACCUGAUGGACAGUUUAAACUAAUGAAUUACAGGGUCAGAAAAUUGAAGAGCACCCCAAUAUAUGUGAAGCCACAGUUAACAUCAGAUGGGGGAACAUGUCGUGUUAAUGUAUUGGUUGGAAUACGAAAUGACCCUGGGAAGACAAUUGACUCAGUUACUGUUCAGUUUGUUCUUCCUCCUUGCAUCUCAUCAGCUGACCUCACUUCAAAUCACGGAACAGUAAACAUCCUUUCUGACAAGACAUGCACUUGGUCCAUUGGACGGAUCCCAAAAGAUAAAGCACCGUCAAUGUCUGGAACACUUGUGCUUGAGAAUGGAUUGGAGCGCCUCCAUGUUUUCCCAACAUUUCGCGUGGGUUUUAGGAUUAUGGGCGUUGCCCUCUCUGGUUUACAAAUAGAUAAACUGGAUCUGCAAAGCGUACCGUACCGUUUCUAUAAAGGCUUUCGAGCUCUGACGCGGGCAGGUGAAUUUGAAGUCAGGUCAUAAUUUACGUGUAACAAAAACCAUAAUGCAAGUGGAAUUUUCAGUUGGUUGGUUUUUCUUUUCAUUAUGAAAUAGGUUAAUUAUGAUUGUCUGAAAACGUUAAUAUCUCCAGUUUUGUUAAAUCGAGCAGUUAAUUCUUUUACGGAAUAAGAUUGUAGUACUUUUCUUCAUGGAAUCUCAGCAUCCAAUUAUGCUGUGUUUUCAA
Molecule: messenger RNA, 1539 nt
Organism: Neltuma alba
Lineage: Eukaryota; Viridiplantae; Streptophyta; Magnoliopsida; Fabales; Fabaceae
Product: AP-3 complex subunit mu
Biological process (GO): vesicle-mediated transport; intracellular protein transport
Cellular component (GO): clathrin adaptor complex
Source: RefSeq, a predicted model, not a curated record